This is a messenger RNA of Copidosoma floridanum, 742 nucleotides long. RefSeq names its product autophagy-related protein 101-like. The record is from RefSeq and is a predicted model, not a curated record. Gene Ontology annotation, molecular function: protein kinase binding. Lineage: Eukaryota; Metazoa; Arthropoda; Insecta; Hymenoptera; Encyrtidae. Gene Ontology annotation, cellular component: Atg1/ULK1 kinase complex; phagophore assembly site. Gene Ontology annotation, biological process: autophagy; autophagosome assembly.
CACAAUAAUACUUCAUCAUGAUAUUAAUUAUUGCAGAAAUUUUGCAACGUUGCAGUAGGAUAAGACCAUGAACCUGCGGAGUCACCGUCUCGAGCUGACAACACACACCGGCAAUCAGGUUGUCGAGUGCGUUGAGGCCAUCUUCCACACGAUCUUCAUAAACCGGGCAGUAGGCAAACUGAGCUACAAAACGGAGUCAACCUUCCGGGAGGCAUGCCAGCGCUUCGAGGACGUAGACUGCGACUUUGUGGAUCUCAGCUACGCGCGCCUCGAGUCCCCGAGGCUGGCCGAGACGGUCAGGACAGCGAGCACCAGUUUCGCUGACGAGUUAUACUCGGCGCAGGAUGAGGCGAAAUCGACGGAAACGAUCACAGGGGAGAUCAGUUUGGAGUUUCUGCAAAAGAGGCCCGUCGUGGGCAUGAUGAGUCUCUUCCGGACCAACGUGCCCGUCGUUUGGGAACGGUGGAGCGUCAACGUCGGUCUCAGCCUUGCGUCCAGGUCUUGUGGCCAACAAGCGAUUCUACGGGAAAACGUCAGCGACGCUCUUUGCGAGCGCCUGAUCGCGGUAUCCCGGCUCACCUGCUCGGACGACUGCUAUCUGCCCAAGAUGCCCAAGAGGGACGAGGUUCACUUGGUUUUCGAUGCGAGUUUUGGCGACUAUCUGUAUCCGUAUCUCUUCAAAAUCAGCCAUGGGAUCGAUUCGCCUCUGGCAAUGCGGCUAAGGAUUUUGCGGCCCAAUUGA